AUGAACGAAAGUUAAAUGAACCCAGAGGACUAUUAUCGUCUUGAGGGCGUGAUCGGUGAAGGAUCUUACGGACAAGUUUAUAAGGCUACUCAAUUAGAGAGUGGAAAGGUUGUUGCAAUAAAAAUAGUUCCAACAACAGGGGAAUUAGAAUCAUUGAAAAGGGAAAUUCAAAUACUUCGAGAUUGUAGAAGUGAUAACAUAGUUAAAUACUUUGGAUCAUAUCAUUCGAAUGGAUAAUUGUGGUUGGUGAUGGAAUAUUGUGCAGGAGGGAGUGUCAUCGAUUUAGUUAAGGCUAUGAGUUUCAAUGGUUCUUCUUUGCCUGAAGAGUUGAUAGCCACUAUUCUAUAUCAAACACUUAAAGGUACAGUAAAUGUCUACGUAAAUAUAGGAAUUGAUUACAUGCACAAUCAUAAGAAGAUCCAUAGAGAUAUAAAAUGUGGAAACAUCCUGAUCGAUCAUGUUGGCAAUAUCAAAUUGGCUGAUUUCGGAGUCUCAACUUAAUUAGUGCACACAAUGGCUGACACAGACACAGUUAUUGGCAGUCCUUUUUGGAUGUCUCCAGAGAUCCUCUUAAAGUCUCGUUAUAAUAAGAAAACCGACAUCUGGUCAUUAGGUAUCACUGCCAUCGAAAUGGCCGAAGGUGAACCACCCUAUGCUCAUAUUCAUCCAAUUAGGGCCAUGUUUGCAAUUAAGAACAACCCACCAAACUCAUUGACUGAUCAAACCCGAUGGUCUAAAGAAUUCAAUGCAUUUGUUAAGAAGUGUCUGAUCUUGGACCCAAAAGAGAGACCAUCCACUAAGGAAUUGUUACAAGAUCCAUUCUUCUAAAGAUUCUGCAAAAGUAGGGAGUAUGUCCAAUAGUUUAUGAUAAAAAAUUAGAGAGUGAUAGAAAACUACAAAAGAUAGAAAUAGAAUAAACAACAUGAAUAACAUUUUGAGUAAUCUUAAGAACAAGGCAUAGUCUAAUUAGAUACCCUUGUUGAGUGUGAAGAGGAGGAGGAUUUGGGAACCAUGAUUGUCAAUGAUAUUGAUGCUAUCCCUAUGAAUGAAACUGGAACUAUGUUAGAACAUCAAUAUCAAGAUGUUGAAGUUUAUGAGAAGGCCAUGAAUAGAGUGGUAUCCCUAUAAACUUAUUUUAUAGUCCGAAUAUGGCUUAUAGAGUCUUAAUCAAAUGAGAACGCCUGUCACUGAAUCGCCCCUUAGAAAAUAAAAGUAAAUAGAGGACAAAAUUUAACAAUUAACUGAUGAAAUGAACAACGAAAUCAAAAAAAUUAAAUAAAAGUAUGGUGAUCAAAUACAAUCAUUGCAAAAACUCUUACAACAAGUUUCAGUGCAAAAACAUGAAUCUCAUAAAUCUGUUCAUGAAUAGAAGCUGAUUCCACAAUCAACCAAUUACUACAAAUAACUAGAUUUUAAACACAAAACUUCUGCACCCUCCACUCCUGUUUAAAUGUAAAUGAAGUAGAAAUCCCAACAAGAAAACAUCAAUUUGGAAAAUCAAUUGAAACCUACUAAAUUUUAAUAAACUAAUUUACAGUAUUGUUUUUCAAUUUAUUUACUAGAAAACUUCAAUUAUAAAUUUAGAACAGACUACAUGAUGCUCCUAAACCAGACAAUAAUUCCAAAAUACUUAAACAAUUAAUUAACAGAAAGAAUUGA
Paramecium octaurelia is the source of this 1659-nucleotide messenger RNA. The record is from the annotation of a GenBank genome assembly. Lineage: Eukaryota; Ciliophora; Oligohymenophorea; Peniculida; Parameciidae.